This is a messenger RNA of Fusarium venenatum, 591 nucleotides long. Its product is annotated as Pyruvate/Phosphoenolpyruvate kinase-like domain-containing protein. Gene Ontology annotation, cellular component: cytoplasm. Gene Ontology annotation, molecular function: aldehyde-lyase activity. The record is from RefSeq and is a predicted model, not a curated record. Lineage: Eukaryota; Fungi; Ascomycota; Sordariomycetes; Hypocreales; Nectriaceae.
AUGUCUGCCAUGCAGAAGUCUAACAGACUGCGAACAGCUCUCCUGGGGGGGAAGAAGGCAUUCGGUGCCUGGCAGAUGCUGCCUGGAGCGAACGUAUCACGCACACUGGCAAGAUCAGGAGUCGAUUGGGUCUUGGUAGACUGUGAACAUGGCAACAUAGAUGAUGGCGCAAUGCACGACGCUGUGCCAGCCAUUGCAGCGUUAGGAGUCUCACCCAUUGUGAGAUUGCCUGAUAUGCAAGGAUGGAUGGUGAAACGGGCACUCGAUAGCGGUGCUCAUGGUAUCGUCGUUCCGUUGUUGAGGACACCCGAAGAGGCGAGACAACUCGUCCAAUCUGCCAAGUUUCCCCCUCAAGGUCGACGAGGGUUUGGAUCUCCCAUUGCUCCCGAACGAUUCCAUCCUGAGCCCACUUUUACACAAUAUCUGCAACAGGCAAACGAUUCCCUACUAACCAUCGUUCAGAUUGAGACCAAGGAGGCACUUGAGUCUAUUGACGAAAUUGCUGCUGUAGAUGGAAUUGACGUUCUGUUCAUUGGGCCAUUUGACCUAGGCAGGUUCCUCAAGGCUGAUACAAAACUCAGGAAAUAUUAA